GCAUUUAAUAAACAAGAAACAGCCAAAAAAAUACUGUCAGUUAAAGACAAAAGGCGAUAGAUCUUCAAAAAUAUAAGAAAAAUAUUGUAGUUAUAUUUAUGCAUAAUUUUUAGCUCAGAUGAUCUACUAGUUUUUAGUGUUGACGUGUUCAUAGAGUUAAAAAUUAAUAUAAUAUUUUACACGGAAUGCUUCUGUAAAAUUUUUAUCAAAAAGUGACAAUCACCGACUUGUUAUUAAAAUAAACUGUAGGUUGUAUGGGUUAUGACUUCCUUUAACUAUUUAAAAAAAAAUGUUACGGUGACUUUUUUAUUUUACAGGUUAAGGAGAUUUUAUUCAUUUAUUCUUCUCUUAUUAAGGUCGCUUAAAUUAUUUGAAAAUAUUUUUUUUAUAAUUAAUAUUAAAAAAAUAUAUGUCAUAAACUAAUUGCUUUCAAUAUGUACAGACAGGUAGAUAAUAAUUUAAUAAAUCUAUGAUUACAAGUUCUACGAUGACGUCUGUCCGUCACGCACCUAUGCUGGACCAAUGAAAUAUCGACAAAUAUUUCAAUGAGAAAUUGACAAGUGCGGGUGCGGGGGUCUCAAUUUUAUGAAGUAUUUAUUUACCAUCACAACCGAUUAAACUUUGGUCAUUGAUAUUUUGUAGAAGAAACUAGAUAAACGUUAACACCAGAUAAGUUAUUGCGUCAGCUAGUUUUUGUACAUUAUAUGUUUUAAUGGAAUAUUUUAUGUUCGGAUAAAGUGUGCUGUGAAUCUUGCUGAUUAUCUAAUAUAUACUCAACAAGCAACAAUUGGAUGAUUGAAAAUGAUACCAGAUAACGUAACGCUGAUUGUAAAGGCACCAAAUCAACAAAUUGAAGAUCAGAAUAUAGAAUGCCAAUCGUCAUGGACAGUGCUACAGCUGAAAGGACAUCUAUCAGAAGUGUAUCCUAGCAAACCGAGAACAGAAGAACAGAAGAUUAUUUAUUCUGGACAACUGUUAGAUGAUAACACAAUACUUAAAGACGUACUCCGCACAUACGAAAGUCAAAUAGCUCAUACUAUGCACCUGGUGUGCACACCAAAUAGAAAGAUGCCACUACCGCAGAAUCCUCAGAACCCCAUUGAAGCACCAAACACUGAUGGAUUAAGGCAAAGGAAUAUUACAACAACUGACAGUGCUACUAACACAACAGCCCCAACAGAGCCAAGGCCUGAAAUGAGACAAAAUGAUCAAAACCAUAAUGUUGAAAUGCAGAACUAUUUGAGUUCAUUUGUAAACAACUAUGGCAGAGUGCCACCAUACCCUAAUUAUAAUUUGGGAGAAGGAUAUUUGCCUGUGCCAAACGACCCAGCACUACUAGCCAACCAUAUGAUGGUGAUGCAGCAGGCGUAUGUGCGGUAUAUGCAGCAGUAUGCCAAUAUGUGGCGAGCGACGGCGGCAGCGCCCGGCGGCGAGGCGCCCCCCGCGGCCGCGCUGCCCGCCCCCGCCGCCGCCGCCCCCGCCCCCGCGGCCGCGCCGGUGAGGGCGGGCGCGGGGGCGGGGGCGGAGGAGGAGGCGGCGGGCGGCGCGGACUGGCUGGAGCAGGUGUACGCGGCGUCGCGGCUGGCGAUCCUGUUCUCGCUGGUGUACCUGUACGGCAGCCCCGCGCGCCUGCUGCUCGUGCUGCUGCUGGCCGCCGCCGGAUAUCUACAUCAAAUUGGCUUCUUCCGUGAUCUCCACGCAAACCAUAACGAGGAGGCCCGACGAGCCAUUCAACAGAACAACCAGAAUGAACCGAAUAACCAGAAUGAACCGAACAACCAGAUCCAACCGAACAACCAGAAUCAAAUCAACGACGUAAACCAACCGAACAACCUCCCCCCUCCAUCCGCCAGCCCGCCGGCCGCCGACCAGUCGCCGCUGGCGGUCGGCUGGAUGAUAUUCACGUCGUUCUUUGCGUCACUUAUACCAGAGGCCAAUUGA
Diatraea saccharalis (sugarcane borer) is the source of this 1941-nucleotide messenger RNA. The record is from the annotation of a GenBank genome assembly. Lineage: Eukaryota; Metazoa; Arthropoda; Insecta; Lepidoptera; Crambidae.